Messenger RNA from Pseudomassariella vexata, 1425 nucleotides. RefSeq lists its product as uncharacterized. The coding region runs from base 1 to 1425 and encodes 474 amino acids. The transcript has a single exon. The record is from RefSeq and is a predicted model, not a curated record. Lineage: Eukaryota; Fungi; Ascomycota; Sordariomycetes; Amphisphaeriales; Pseudomassariaceae.
AUGGUGGCUCCGGCUAGUAUUGCCGACGACUGGCAGGACGUAUCGGACGAUGCGUUUUCUAUUGUCUCCCUCCCAACAUCAGAUGAACAUUCCGAAUGCUCUGACGACACGACCAAAUACCCCGAGACUGGUCGAGAUGGCACUAAAUCCAAUAAGUCCUCGUUUCCGAUCCGCGCCAAAUCCUCUUUGCCUACCGAGUCGAACCCAUUCGACGAUGAACAUGCCGUGGAGAACGAAGUGGAGCAAUACGGCGGUAACAUUAAGGACAUCGUUGCUUCGGAUGAUUCGUCCAGUAACCCACGCAUGAGCGACAUGCUGGAUGUCGUGGAUCCCGUGUUUCUACACAAGGUUACCACAUCGCUCAUCAAGCUAGUCGACGAGAUCAAGAGCGCACUCACCUUUCGAACGAAUCGCAGGCCGAUGGCCGGUACCUCCGAGAUUGUAGAAGAUUGCGAUACGCUGAGGAAAAACUUGAAGUGCCUUGAGCCCAUCAUGGAAGGAUACUCGAAGCAUUGGAGUCCCCAGAAGGCGACGGUGGAUAUUCCCCUUGACCCCGGCUUGUACGAGUGGAUGUCUGGUCUCAAAGUCAAGCUUUUAGGACUACAAGCUCUCAUUCUAAAACAAAUGAGCGAGAUACCCGCCAGUUUUAAGCAUCCUACUGUACAAUCUGAGAUCAAUCAAUAUCACGCCACUAUGCUCGACUUCUCUGGCCAGAUCUCAGCUUUCCUCCCCGUCCUGCAGGCCGAUUAUGACGAUUUCCACGCUGCCAGUAUACCCUUUGCCUCAACUUCCUCAUCCUCAAAUGCGAUACACCGACUCGCCGGCAGAACUCCCACCAGUGACCUCUUUCACCUGCGACGUGAGCUUUACUCUCUCAAGGAUCAGAUCGCCGUAUGCGUGAACGAGCUCAAGGGAUGUGCGUCUGGGUUUGUAAUCCUGCCACGGGAUGAUGCUAUCAGCCGAGACAAGUUGAUUCGGUCAUACGAACAGAUCAAGAAAUCGCUUGGGUUGUUGCUGUCAAACCACGGUUCUGACUGGCUCGAGUACAGCAUGGCUGGGGGUAUGACGUAUCCUGAGUUCUGCCAACUGAACCUCGAUACCAUUCGAUCACUCAACUUGCAGCUUAAGCAAUUGGUCGAUAACCUGAGUACUGAGCACCGUCGUCUACGAGGGACCCGCUACUUGAACGAUCCCGACUCCCUGCUGGAUUCACACGAGACACUGCAGUUUAAUAGAGCAGACCUAGAUGGCCUGCGUGCUGUUCAGGAAGUAUUAUUUUCAUUGCUCCAGAUCCAGGCGCCGCAACCGACGGCCCCAGACAAACUCAAUGCCGGAAAUCUGCGCAGAAUGAAGAGCAAUGACGAGCACAAAGACGCUGCCCAAUGUGGCUUGGUGGAAAAGGGUACCGUUGAGUUCAGUCACUGA